Messenger RNA from Salmo salar (Atlantic salmon), 4314 nucleotides. Lineage: Eukaryota; Metazoa; Chordata; Actinopteri; Salmoniformes; Salmonidae. The record is from RefSeq and is a predicted model, not a curated record.
CGAAUGAUAUUACACUGACGAGAAAUGUUUCAAAAACACAGAUAGUUGGCUUGAGAAACACGCACCACGAUUGGAUGGAUCACUAAACCAGUCUCCCGCUGGUUGCAAGGCUUCUGGGGCUGUCUUUUGUGUGCUUUGUCAACGUUCCCUCCAACCUCUACUUUGACCUAACUUUUUAUUUAGUAUCAGACAAGGGAGCAGAACAUGGUGACACAUUUUACUCCCUAGUUGGCCCGCGGUGAAAUGGCUACAUGUUGCGGCGACGGUAAUCUGCAUUGCAGAUGCAUUGUUACUGGGAAACGGCAAAUGAAGGGAGGACCUCCAAAUCGUCUCGGCAUUGAUUCCUUUCUUUCCUCUUCGCCUGUAUCUCUCAUUCAGUCUCCGCAAGACAAAAGAGUGGUGCUGGGCUCUGACAAGCCCUCCUCAGAAGCCGUGACCACCUCCCUUCGCUUCGCCGGGCCUUCUCAGUCCGGCUCGUUUUCGCCCGCUAACUAUGGGAGCGAAGCAUCAUCAGGCCCGUCUGAUGGAAAGCCAGAUUCGCCAAUUGUGACAUCCCCCGUGUCUGAAAGGAUAAAGGCACUGGAGGCCCUGGCAGCAAAGAAGGAGCCAGAGCCCAAGACCGAUGGAGGCUUUCCUCACUUCAAAGAGCGCCACUAUGAAAAGUCUCCUACAGAGGUGCCGGCAGAGACCACCUCAUCCUUCCAGAAAAAAGGAGCCUCCACUGAUCAGGAUUCACCAGAAUCUCCCUUUGAGGUCCUGGGAGAAGCACGGCAAGGGAGUGAUUUUGAAGAUACCGCAGACUGGAUGAGAGCUCACUUACCCCCUGUGCCUGACUUUGAGGACAAAGUAGAUUCAAACAAAGAUGCUCUUGUGUUAGAGAACGAUGGCAAAUCCCAGGAUAUAAAAGGGGAAGAUAAAGCUAUAAUUGAUGUUCCAGAGGCGUUUGCGUGUGUCCCUGACGCUUUCAUGGACUCUCCCAUCGAAGGGCCUAAACUUAAAAAUGUGUUCAAAGAUCCUGCGCAGCAGUCUAGCGUUGAGGACGAAUCUGAAUUUGACCUGAGCUUCCUACCUACAGCAUACAUGACAGACACCCAAGGCCCCUCUGACCUUGACUCUGAGCUCCCUGCCUCUCCUGCCCCUCCUGCUGGUUUUAACUCUCCCCCUUCCUCUGACUCAAAAGAGAAGGACUCAAAGACCAAGCAGGCCCCAUGGGGUGAUGAGGUAGUCGAAGUCGACAGCUCAGGAGACUCUGAUGACACUGUCAUUGAGGAUGCGGUCUCCAUCCUUGCCCCUUCCUUCCCUGCCCCCUCUUUGUCAAGUGAUACUGCACCUGUCCCCAACCCCUCUGUUCCCUCUCUCCCUACUGAAGAAAAGGAAACUCCUCCAGCAAAGCUGCCAAUGCAGGUCCCUACCAUCAAUGUUAUUGAGACAGACGAGCCGAAUUACAGCGAUGAGGAGAUGGAGAUGGAAGUGGAGGAAGAGGAGGAGGAAAGUUCUGAAGUUGUGAAAGAGGCACCAAAAACCCCUGAGCCACAACCAGAUGUGACUAAAAAGGAAUUCUCCAAAAUUCCCCCCUUAGAAUAUGAGGGCUACUCUCCUCCCUCCUCUCCUGUCGACUCUGAUGCUGAAUACUCACCUGAACACAAGAUCUUGAAAUCUGAACGCGAUACGGAUAAUCAAAAGACAACACUAUCUAAUGAUGGGAUGCAAAGUGCUGCUGUGUCAAAGAGCUCUAGUUCUGAGGUGUCACAAGCCCAGAAAGUUGAGUCUGAUAAAUCACCGACCCCCAAUGAGUCUAAUGAAAAGUCUUCUCCAUCCACUGCCAAACCUUCUGAGAAAACCGCAGAGAACCUUUCAGACUAUGAUGAUGAUGACUGGUCAACUGACGCACAAGAAAUUUUAGUGAAGUCUAGCUCUGCUAACGUUACUUCUCAGGAUCCUCAACUUCACCCCACAUCCAAGUUUCAAGAGAACCCCAAGUCUGAUAUUAUACAAGAUUAUAUGCAGACAGUUGAGCUCUCAAAAUCCAACUACAUGCAGGAUGACACAAUCCGUAAAUACGACAGACAGUCUUUUGAGGACGAAGACGCACUGCCACCCACGGAUGACACCAUUGACAAUAAAGAGCUGAACUUUGACACCGUACCAGAACCUUCUCCCUCAGAUCCAACCUCUCAGAUCCAUAUCGGAACACUACUCCCUCAAAACAAUACAACUACCAUGAUCUCAGAUUUUGAGAAUCUCACCUCAAUGGAUGAAGAUUCCUUCCCCAAGCCAGUCGGUGGCCAGCCAUCUCCCAGGGAGUUUCCCAAAGAUCCAUUCUCCUCUUUCCAGAGCGAACCGCCUGGCAACACCAUGGAGCCCAAGACUGAGAAGAAACCUAACGAUGACAUCAUUGCUGAUCACAUGGUCAACAGCAAGACUCUCCCACCACAGGAAGCUGUGGCGGAGAAGGACACUAAAGCAGGACACCAUUCACCAGACAAUACCAGUGAUCCAGAAAGCAUUGAGCCCGACUGCUCUGUCUCUGGUGCCACGGACAGCUUCGUCGAGUUCAUGAGGGAGUGCCUGAAGUCACGACAGGACGAAGAUCCAGAAGACCUCCGUCAAGGUCUAACAGCCAAGGAUGAGUGUCCUCCCUCCCAGUCCACACCAACCAUGGUCAUGGAUCUGGAGCAGGAACAACUCACCAUCAAUGCCCUUAAAGAGUUGGGCAGCAGCCAAGAAGAGGGGGAUGACCUUCAGUCUAGUAUCAAGGCCUCUGAGAAAUCCCAGUCUUCCUUCACCUCAACAACCUCCGACCAUCCUUCUCCCCAAAACAAACCUACGUCCGACAGCGCGUAUUCCAAAGAGGUAGAGGCCAUCGACGUGUGGGUGGCCGAGGCCUACCACCUUGCAGAGCAUGUCUUGGCAGCAAUACUAACACACUUGUCAGUCAAGGACUUGGUGCACUGGCGAGACCCCAAGAAGUCUGGCGUGGUGUUCGGCCUGUCCCUGCUGACGCUCCUGUCCCUGGCGGCGUUCAGCGUCAUCAGUGUGAUCUCCUACCUGCUCCUCGCCCUGCUCUGUGUCACCAUCACCUUCCGCAUCUACAAGUCCGUCGUCCAGGCCGUACAGAAGUCCAACGACGGACACCCCUUCAAGGCUCUGAUGGAGAAGGAUGUCAGCAUUCCUCCCGAGACCUUCCACAAGCACGUUGACGUCAGUUUGACCUACAUCAACCGGUUCCUCAAACAGAUGAGCAAACUCUUCCUGGUCGAGGACCUCAUCGACUCCCUGAAGCUGGCUGUAGUGAUGUGGCUGCUGACCUACGUAGGAGCCGUCUUCAACGGCAUCACCGUCCUCAUCCUGGCUGACAUCCUCCUAUUUGCCGUGCCCCCGUUCUAUGAGAAGAACAAGACCCAGAUUGAUCGCUACAUGGAGAUUGCACGCACUCAAGUCAACACCACAAUGGCAAAGUUGCAAGAGAAACUCCCUGGAGCCGUCAAGCGUACGAAAGCUGAAUGAGCGGCCCGCAGACAUCUUCAUCACCAUCCUCAUCACAUUUAUCCCAUCUUAAAUCCCCUCCUCCCUGCCCUCCCCCCCUUCUCAGUCCUCCUCCCCCUAUCCACCCUCUAACCCCACUCCCUCCCUCCCUUCCACCAACCAUCAUACCAUCUGCACUGAACCAGCUAGGUAGAAGAAAACAAAGUAUUGCUACUCAAUAUUCAAUGUAAACCACGCAGCUUAACUAAGAGCAUUUAGAAAAAGAACUGCGCCUACUGUGUCGACAGGAAACACGUCUAGCGGGAGGAAAUGAUGUAAUGCCGUGGCAGGUCGCCUGUCUUUGGGCACACUAAAAAUGAUGCAGGGGUCAAGUGAACUAGACGGAAUCUAUGACCUGGUUUUGUAGUGUACAGUUGGAGUGUGUAGGGUUUAUCAUUGACGAGUAAGGAUGAGUGUUAGUCUCGCUAAAAAAGCAAAUGUCUGUACUUUUAACUAAUAUAUUUAGCUGAAAGUAAACAAAACAAGUAGAAAAGUAAAACACAUAAAAAGAGCAAAAUGAUUUUAAAAACGUACCUUUGGGUGUAAAUUGUGGCUUGUCUUUUUCCUGCUCUCUCGCUCUUUGGCAGUUGUAUGGAUAAACAAAAAAGAUAUCAAGUUUGUGUUUGGAACGUGGUACUGGGAUUUCACUGUUACGGAUUGGCCUGUUUUGGUGUUAUUGUGUUUUGUUCACCUUAAAGGCACUUAUGUAUGUAUAACGUUUCUGCAAUGCACUGAACUUUUUUUUUUAAUCCCACGAGCAGGUUUAAAUAAAAGGAUUGGAACACUGAA